CCCCAUUGGUACGGUACCGGAACUGCAAAUCGUACCUACGACGCAGGCCCAACAAGCUAAAAGUGGAUAUGGAUAUAUACUAGUCAGUUGUUCCUAUGCUCAGCCGUUAUAGCAGAAACGAUACGUCGCCUUCUCUGGCCCUUCUCCCCACGCCGACUCCUCCAUAUACUGCAAGGGGCCAUACAGUACCAAUCACGUAGUAAUCGGCUGCCCAAUUCGAAAACAAGAGCAUUAGUGACACGAACAAUGGACCCAGAAAAAUCCGCCGUCCUCAAAACAGUAACCUCCUUCCUCUCCACCAUCGGCGCGAACAACUCCCCCUCCCUCCAAGCAUCCCACGCCUACAUCCUCCCCUCCUCCUUCGCCGCGCUCUCCCACCCAGACGCACUCCUCCAAUCCCGCCUCAGCGACGCCCUAACCCGCGUCGAAGCCCAGCUCGCCACCCUCUUCUCAAGCGGCGCAUCUUCCAGCGCCGAAAAGCCCUGCGCGCCCGGCCCAGAAGUCUGGGUCUAUGAGAACAUUGCGGCCGUGUGGCUGGGGUACGAGCACGUCGUCGACGGGGCGGCGGUCAGCAGGGGCGUCAAUCUGUUUGGGCUGUUGAAGACGGGACCGGAGGAGGACGAGGAGAGGGAGUGGAAGAUCGCGGGGAUAGCGGACACGCAGUGGAGGCCUGACGGAGCUACGCCGACCAUAUCCUCUACUAUAACUUCGGACCUCAUGGCCCCAAUCAACACCUUCUUCGCCUACAUGCGCGCACGUAACUGGACACAACUCGCCAGCACGCUCCUCCCGGGCGGCGGGAUGACGCAUUCGGCGGCGAACGAGCCGCUGCGCCAGGUUACUUGGCCGGAGUUUGUGGAGGGGUUGAAGGGCGUGAUUGAGAAGAUACCGGCGGAGGUGGAUGUGAAUGAGAAAGUAUAUGAUGUGGAGGCGCGGGUGUGCGGCGAUAUGGCGUUUGUGUGGACGCCGUUUGUGGUGGAGUUCAAUGGCGUGGAAAGGCAGAAGGGCGUUAAUGUGUGGACGUUGCUGAGGAGGGAGGGAGCGUGGUGGGUUAGCGGUUGUCAGGAUUGGGGGAGAGGGGUGGGAAGCUGA
Messenger RNA from Trematosphaeria pertusa, 1092 nucleotides. RefSeq lists its product as uncharacterized. The transcript has a single exon. The coding region runs from base 247 to 1092 and encodes 281 amino acids. The record is from RefSeq and is a predicted model, not a curated record. NCBI's taxonomy places the organism in Eukaryota, Fungi, Ascomycota, Dothideomycetes, Pleosporales, Trematosphaeriaceae.